AUGCGCACGCAGUCAUUAACAUAUAAAAUGGCGGCAAGUGGUUUUCGCCUGAACUUCCUUCGUGAUCAAGAAAAUAAUUCAGGUUGUAGAAUCUCAUGUAUACUUGUGGAGAACUGGCAAUUACUAUAUUUUAUGUCUAUGUGCAUAAUUCAUUAUGUCAAUGAAAACAUGUCAAUCGAUGUGAUUUCUAAAGCAAAUGCUUUCCCGGUAUAACUUUGUAAGCAUCAUUUAUUGUAAACCUUCAAUUGUGUCACACUUCAAUCAAACAACUCUCAGUUACAAGACUUCCUGUGCUUUAGUAACAGUGUCAGAAUACAGGAUAUAGCUGGUUAACUUGUCUGGCUAACUUUUCAAAUGUCACACAUUCAUGACUCGACUGAUUGUCACAAAGACUGGUCACUUGUCUUUGCGACAUGAUAAAAGAGAAUUUGUUUUGCUGCUUGGAGACUAUGGAGGAUCAGCUCCAACAGCUACAUGUUAUAUAUCUGCCUAGCUGACACAAUGUAGCAUUUGCUGGGACCAGGAGAAAGUGGAAGCCCCUGUAAUACUGUCAUCAGUCUGUUUCUAAACACAACAGGCUGAGUUAGUUCCACCAGUGGUCCACCACUGCUGCACAUCGCAGCAGAACAAAAGAAGGACGGCCUGCAGCGCUGGACUCCCCAUACUGACCGGUCAGUUGGCCUGCUGCAUCUUCCCAAAAGUACAGGAACGGCCUUCAUAGUGGGAGGUCCGUUUGUGAUGACAGCUUUGCACCUAUUUACAGGUUACCAGUUUCAGGGGAAUCUAAGUCCUCAUGAAACAAUCGCAAAACUGUUAAAACAUGAAAACAGUUACUUGCAGUUAGACUUAGGGGUGCGAUUACACUUCAAAGGUUUUGUUUAUGAAAGUCCGAAAUUUGACAUGAUUAUUUUGGAACUUGAUGUUCCCAAGGGAUGUCAACUGCCUCCGCCUUUGCCUCUGAUGUCACAGUCUCACCUCUUGGAUAGUGUAGAUUCACACAAUGUGACCAUCAUGGGGUUUGAUGGACAUGCACAGAAACGUGUUGAUAGGCACUGUCUGACAGUACAAGUUUCAAUAGAAGAAUGCCUUCUGGCUCGUCAACAUCUGCAACAGAUGGGCUUCUGUGGCAACUGGUACAACGGUAAACGGUACGAUGGUGAAUGGUACGGUGACCUCGCCCAGUAUUACCUUCUGCCUGUGAGAACCCACUUCCGACAUGGUGCAUCUGGCGCCCCUGUGGUUGUAGAAAACAAGGGGAAGCCACUGGUCAUCGCGAUGCUCACCAAGGGCUAUCCUGAAUUCUACUGGAACAUUCAUGAUGAACACAAACUAUGCAUUGACCAAACAUUCAUCAUUCAAGCAGCAGUGUGGCUCAUGGCGGUGUCCCCCAGCAUAAAGGAACAAAAUCCACACUGCAGCAAAGAAAUGUUUGGCAUGGAUGACUUCCCUGAAGACUCGAUGGAAUGGUCAGUGACUUGACUCAGAUACCCCAGAAGAAGCACUCUAGUAGCAAGAGAUAGAUGUCGUCAUCUGAAAGAUGCACUAUGAGGUAUGCCCUGAGCCAUGCAGUCAUUACAGUUGACCCUACAGUUACCGGUACAUGCAUCUGGUUCAUCAAUUGCAGCUGUACAUAUAAUGUAAAUAAAUUAUUUAUUUUA
This is a messenger RNA of Haliotis rufescens (red abalone), 1658 nucleotides long. RefSeq lists its product as uncharacterized. Lineage: Eukaryota; Metazoa; Mollusca; Gastropoda; Lepetellida; Haliotidae. The record is from RefSeq and is a predicted model, not a curated record. The transcript is spliced from 6 exons. The coding region runs from base 739 to 1479 and encodes 246 amino acids.